Messenger RNA from Hyaena hyaena (striped hyena), 3427 nucleotides. RefSeq names its product family with sequence similarity 102 member B (gene EEIG2). The record is from RefSeq and is a predicted model, not a curated record. The transcript is spliced from 11 exons. Bases 127 to 1212 code for a protein of 361 amino acids. Lineage: Eukaryota; Metazoa; Chordata; Mammalia; Carnivora; Hyaenidae.
CGCGCAGCUCGCGGCCCCGGCCUUGGGGCUGCGCGGGCCCGGGGCUCCGGCGAGCUGAGGCGGCGGCGCCGGCCCGCGCGCCCCUUGGGGCCGCCCCCGCAUCCCGCUCGCCGGCGUCUGGCUCUCAUGAUGAUGAAGAAGAAGAAGUUUAAGUUUAAGGUGGACUUUGAGCUCGAAGAGCUCUCCUCGGUGCCCUUCGUCAACGGGGUCCUAUUCUGCAAGAUGCGGCUGCUGGACGGCGGCAGCUUCACCGCCGAGUCCCCCAGGGAAGUGGUGCAAGCCAACUGUGUACACUGGAGGAAGAAGUUCUCGUUUAUGUGCAAAAUGAGUGCAAGUGCCACCACAGGCAUUCUGGAUCCUUGUAUCUACAGAGUAUCCGUGAGGAAGGAAUUAAAAGGUGGAAAAGCUUACGCAAAGCUGGGCUUUGCAGAUCUAAACCUGGCAGAGUUUGCUGGAUCAGGAAAUACCACUCGUCGCUGUUUACUGGAAGGCUAUGAUACCAAAAAUACAAGACAGGAUAAUUCCAUUCUUAAAGUUUUGAUCAGUAUGCAGCUGAUGUCUGGCGACCCAUGUUUUAAAACGCCUCCUUCAACGUCGAUGUCUAUACCAAUUGCUGGUGAAUCUGAAUCUCUGGAAGAAGAUAGAAAAGGUGGCGAGACUCUCAAAGUCCAUCUUGGAAUAGCAGAUCUUUCAGCAAAGAGUGCCUCUGUUCCAGAUGAGCUUGGUGCCUGUGGACAUUCUAGAACGUCAAGCUAUGCAAGCCAGCAGUCAAAAGUAUCAGGGUAUAGCACAUGCCACUCCCGGUCAUCCAGCUUCUCUGAGUUCUGCCACAGGAGAAAUACCUCAGUGGGAAGCACAUCAACAGGAAUUGAAAGUAUCCUAGAGCCAUGUGAUGAAAUUGAGCAAAAAAUACCCGAGCCAAAUCUUGAUACAGCUGCCCCAGAAGAUUCAGCUUUGGAACUGCUCAACAGAUGCCCAGUGAAGCAAGAUUCUGUAGAAUCUCAGCUGAAGCGAGUUGAUGACACCAGAGUGGAUGCAGAUGAUAUUGUAGAGAAAAUACUGCAGAGUCAAGACUUCAGCCUAGAUUCCAGUGCAGAAGAAGAAGGACUGAGGUUAUUUGUGGGUCCUGGGGGAAGUACGACCUUCGGCAGCCAUCAUCUUCCAAACAGGGUGGGGUCUGGAGCUUAUGAACAAGUUGUGAUCAAACGCUAGAAGUCAAGUUGGUGAACUGAAGCUUCUUCCCUGGAGGUUUGAGACAUGGGCAAUCCAGCUGUCAAGGCACUUCAUUCAAGCACUUAGGAGAAUAUGAACAUAUUUGAAAAAUGAAGCACGUUCCUCUAUCAAGGGGAAAGCUGACACUGAUUUCUUCUCUCAAAGUGCACCGCCAUCCUGUCCCACCCACCAGAAGGGAACACCAGAACAGUAGUACCCAGGUGCCAUGCCACGUGUGUUUAGAGGCACACGGCUUCUGUGGUCACUACACACAGUAAUGAAAAGCCUUUCUUUCCAAACAUCCAGGUGGGGAAAACAACACUAUUCGUCUGAGUAUAGCUCAGUCCUGACGUUUAAAACCUACAGUAGAGGUGCUCAACAGGUUUGGGCUCUAAUUAUUUAAUUUUAAUGUUUGGGAGAUAGUAAGUGAAUGACUUGAACCCUAUAAAUUCUGUCAAGAUAGUUAUAAUCUCUUAAGGAAAUCUUCCAUAAUAUUAUAUACUACGUAUGGUAUUAUACUAGGUUUAUUAACUCUUCUUGGUUAAACAAUUGAUAGAAAGUUUGGGUGUUCAUGCUUUGGGGAAAUGUUAUAUUACAGUUGAAGCGUGUAGAAUGCUUAAUUCUAAACAUAUCCGUCACAAAUGGAAUAAGUGUGUUUAAGUCUGAGAUAUGUGAAUGAGUGUAACGCCGUUAUUAUGCAGCAUGCACUGUUGCUUGUUAAUGUCGAGCUGCAGAACUGCUAGCACCAUAUAUGAGAUUCAAGCUAAGUUUAAUAUUCAAUAUGGUAGGCUCCCAUAAGAGUUGUUCUAACUGAAUAAUAUCUGCUGAUUUCAGGAGUCAGAAUUCAGAACAGGAGGAAAAUGUAGCAUCAAAAACCAAGCAGCCUUUUCUGUGUAAGUUUAGCCUUAUCUGAAACUGAAAAUUAUACCAAGGAGGUGGCAGAUAAGUCAGGGGACAGCUGCCUAACAUUACUGACAUGGACUCGUGGUUUUCAAUUUUAACUCCCCACAACGGGAUAGUAUGUUUUUUCCUUUACUAGAACAGCCAUUAUUUUGAGACAAUAAAAGGUAAGAUAAUCCAAUGCAGCUUUUAAAAUAAGUAUUAUCUGAUCUGGAUCCAGUUUAACAAGCUCAGAAGGUAGAUUAUCUUUUUAUCAGGUGGGAAGAGUUUUUCUGGUCUUACAUGACAGGUGUUAAUUUUCUUGACAAGUUUAAUAUACUUGACAAGUUUUAAUCAUUCAUUCACUGAAGAAAAAUGUAGAUUCUGUAGAACCAGUAAUUCCCAGUCCUUACUUUCAAAAUCCUGUCCCAAAAAAUGUGGUAUGUGUGAAUAACUUUGGUCUAGGUAUUUUUAUUUUGGCAAAGUAAAUGGAAAAAUAUAUUAAAAUAUUUCAAUAUCCAAAUAUAAAGGUUUAGGAAAACCUUGAGUAGUUCAUGUUAUGGUUUUUGGUUUUUUAACAUUGCAAGGAUUGGGUAUUCCAAAUUAAUCCAAUACUACUGUUGCACAUAUAUAUAUAUAUAUAUAUAUAUAUAUAUAUAUUUUAAAGGUUAAACCCAUAUUAGAAUAUUUUGAAUGUUGAGAGAGAAGGUUUUGAGUCAUUAGUAAUACUUUUGUUAUUUUGUUUUGAAAGGAAAAAAAGUGACCUGAACAUUUUAGUCUAACCAAGGAAAACGUUAGCUGCAGUGGUAAAGACUUGCUUGCUCUCUGUGAUAAACAAGUGAGUUGAUCCAUCCAUUAUAUAUUAUUGGGGGGGGGGGUGUCAAAGUUUUUAAUAGAGGUAAGAAGAUAGUGUUAGAGAUAUGACGUUUUAAGAACAUAUUUUUCUAUUUUCAAAAUAUUAUUUCUAGACUAUAUUUUUCAUUGGCACUAAUGCAAAUAAUUUUGCAGUUUUGAAAAUAAGAACUAUAGAUUGUAAGCAAGGUUCAGUGAGGACAUUCUUCAGAUAUGUAAGAGGUACUGUAAUCCAGGCAUUGCCCAUCUUCCUCAUCCUUGCCUGCUCUUGGCCUGAUACCUUUAUUCAAGACUGACUCUCUGUAUUUAAAAUGAUAGAGAAUUAUUUUUUAAAAACAAAAUGUGGAGAUCUUGAAAAGCAUAAAUAUCACGUGUUUAGCAGCCACCAGUUACGUCUUGAUUUAUGUAGUAGAAAGUCAUUUUAUUUUUUUAAUGUUUAUUUUUGAGAGCAUGUGCACGCACACACACGUACUACACAGGUAGG